CCUGAGCGACACGCCCACGUCCCGGGGCUGUCACUCAAUUUGUGCAGUGAAACCUAGUACAGGCGUCUCACAUGUGCGGAUCCAACAGCAAGCCUUCUUCUUCUUCUUGGGAAAUAUAGUUCCGCUGAGGCGUAGCGGUGCUCUAUGGACGAAACGGUCACGGAGAAGCUGGAAACAGAGGAUUAAAACGUCCCUGUCGGCUCCGAGCGGAAAUAUGUCUCCCUCUCUCCGUAUGGGAGCGCAUGUUGUGGCUGUGCUCGUGUGGCUGCUCCUGUCAGCAGGCGCGCAGGAAAAGGGCACAUCUGAACUAAGCUGCGGCGAGGGUCUCUCUGACUGCCGCAUGACCAAAGUAUCUUUCAGAGAUGCCCCACCUGAUCCGUAUGGCUCUCUAAAUAUUACACACGUUCAUCUCAAUGCCUCUCACUGCCACUCUGCCUCCUGUGAACCAUGUCUGCAAAUUGAAAUCAGUCUCCAAGUAGGUGCAGACUUCGAAAAGCAGAGUCCUGAUGGAUCAGGUGACGACAGCGAUGAAGAAGCUAUUGUGAAAGUCUGUCUCUCCUUUCCGGGAUCCAUCGAAUUCUGCAGGGCAAUCCAUUUUAAACCAGCCUACAUGGGCGAGUCCUCCAAAUACAAGUUGCGGCUGACAGAGAGAGUGGAUUUUAAGGCUCCUGUUGUGGUCACAGCAGAUUCAAAGGAAACACAAAUGGUCAAAAAUAUCACGUUUCCUUCGGAAAAAGAUGUCUGUCCUUCGAAACUCUUUAAUGAUUCUCAAGGGCGCAACGUGCCUAGGCUCCAUAUAUAUUACACAGAAAACUUGGUCUGGCUGCAGCUGAAAAAUAUUCCUUCCAAACAAGGGAAGAUCUAUUGGGAAAUGGAAUGGGAUGACAUAUCUGGACAGCCUCUUUUGUGGCCUACCAACAAGAGUGAAAUAGUUAUCCCAUCAUAUCUCAUUGCACCAUGCCUAUGCUUCCUGGCAUGGUUUGAUGGUAAAGACACGAAAGGGAAGUACUGUCCUUUCACAAAUAAAACAGACGCUCUGAGAAGAAUGCAGAACAACGUGUCUGUAACUAUGGCGGAGUCUCCGUUAAGGAGUGGGGACACGGGCCUGAGCUGGAAUGCAACCUCUCCCUGUAAAGUGCAGGCAGAGGUGCAAUUGUGCAAGAAAGACAUGGCAGGGGGCCAGUGUGAAGAAGUGACGGGCUCCAAACAGCAACUCAAUGAAACUGGUUGGAAGGCGGUGCACAGAGUACACUGGCAAGCAGGGGAGUUCUUGCUACAGCCACACCCUCAGCUUUGUGUGCAGGUUAAAUCUGAAGGGAUGGUCUCGUUCUCAAAGCCCCAGUGUCCAUUUGAAACACAUCGAGAGAGAUGGAUUCUUCUGCUUCUCGUCGGAUUUAUCCUGAUAUGUCUGACUAUACUUGGAGUCUAUUUGAUACAAGGCGUUCUGAAAGGAUAUGUUUGGAGAUGGUUGAAGGAUGUUGACGUCAAAGGUGCUGUGGGUGGCGGUCAUGUGAUGCUGCUAUAUCCGCCUGAUGAUGACAAGCGUCUGCCAGAGCUCCUAUGUCACUUGGGUUCAUCUCUUCAGGCCCUGGGCUUCACCGUGUCUCUUGACCUCUGGAGCCAGGGCGAACUCAGCGUGCUCGGCCCCGUGCCGUGGCUCCACUCGCGACUGGACCGUCUGAAGCGGCAGGGCGGUAAGGUGGUGCUAGUCUUAACCCAGACCACGUGGGCCAGAGCAGAGGAAUGGGGAGCAUGCAGCUGCGAGAACAAUGAAGAGAACAUCACAGGGGUGCAGGGGGACUCUGCCUCGUCCCGCCACGUGGAUGUUUUUGGCGCCUCGCUGAGCUGCAUUCUUGCAGACUAUUUACAGGGCCGCGCAGGCGAGCGCUUCAUGCUGGUGCAGUUUGAGUCACUCCCUCCUGCGCCUCCAGGUGGCUACCGGCCGCUUCCACGGCUUUUUUGCGGACUCCAUCUCUACAGCCUUCCUUCCCAAAGUCUGGGCUUUCUGACUGAGCUGGCGGGCUCCAAACAAAUCGCCUCAGCAUCAGCACGACGGAAAAGAGCAGGGGGGCUUCGAAUGGCAUCCAGAGCGUUUGCCAAAAGGCUGUCGGGGUUCACAGCGGGGACAAAUGUGUUGCACCUUGCUGGUGUAUCUCCAGGCUGUGUUGGGCGGGAAGAGGAAGACUCUGGGGAAAUUCUACUCUUAGAACCAAAUUUAAUCACACCACCGUCCAGUCCUGAUACAGCGGUCGGUAAAAUGGAUUGGGUCUGACAACUAGAGAGGAUCGUAAAGGACAAGUUAUGGGAGGCUCCAGUGAACAAAUAUACCUCAAUUGAUGCACAAAGA
Messenger RNA from Poecilia reticulata (guppy), 2347 nucleotides. RefSeq names its product interleukin-17 receptor C. The record is from RefSeq and is a predicted model, not a curated record. Gene Ontology annotation, molecular function: interleukin-17 receptor activity. Lineage: Eukaryota; Metazoa; Chordata; Actinopteri; Cyprinodontiformes; Poeciliidae.